AUCUGCUGAGCAGCCAGAGAGGAGAACAACGGAGCGGCUUCCCCCAAAACAAAACAGCGUGGGCAGUGUGCAGCUUUAUUAUAAGAUCAUAAAUAAAAUAAAAAGGGGAGUUUUUUUGCUCGUUUAUAAGACUGCUGGAGAGUUUAGGACUAAUGCAGCGGUGAUAUCCACUCCUAGCGGCGGCUGGGUGGCGGUGCUGUGUGCAGCAGCAGCAGCUGGCCACAAACAAACAAAGGGAGGAAAAGGAUCAUUAAUUAAAAAAUAAAUUUAAAAAAAUACUUAAACGUUUAGAUUAAAUUCGUGCUAUAUAGUUAAGGGGACCCGCUUUGUCGUCAUAUUUAAGUGUAGCAGUGUGUUUGUUGGGACUACUUUAAGGUGAAACGCAAUGAGCACCGAGGCAGAGAGCGCUGCGGCCACUAAGCCCAUCCCGCAGGAUGAUGGCAUGACAUGGUGGUACCGGUGGCUCUGCAAGAUAGCUGGAGUUCUGGGAGGAGUGUCCUGUGCCGUCUCAGGAGUGUGGAUGUGUGUCACAGUGAACCCUUUAAACAUCGCUGCUGGAGUAUGGAUGGUGUUGAAUGCAUUCGUGCUGUUCCUGUGUGAAGUCCCAUUCUGUUGCCAGUUCAUAGAGUUUGCGAAUGCAAUAGCAGCCCGGGCAGACAAAUUCAAACCUUGGCAGAAAGCCUUCUUCUACUGUGGGAUGGCUCUAUUUCCUGUAUUCUUGAGUUUCUCCAUCACAACCUUGUUUGGAAACGCCAUCGCCUUCGCUACAGGAGUUCUGUACGGCCUUGCGUCUUUAGGCAAAAAGGGAGAUGCAGUGACUUAUGCCAGACUGCAGCAUCAGAAACAGGGGGAUGAAGAGAGGAUGACAGAAACGGCAAACGGGGCUCCGGAGUGAGGCGUCUGCCUCUCCACCCUCCUCGUACUCUCUUUUCUUCAGUUUUUACUCCCCCUUCAACCAUCUUCCAUGUUCCUUUCCUCUUUCCCAUUUCUGUCACUACAUAAUUAUAAUACUAAGUUUAUUUAUUUACUUAAACUGCUGCAUUCUUCUUGUCCUGACCUGGAACUAUCCAAACAGAUUGGAUUCAGUCCAUUAUUUGGUACCUUGCGUGUAAAUGGGAUCUCUCAUGGUGACUCAAUAACUUGUUUUAUGGUUUAUGUUCUUCUCAUGGGUUCUCAUGGGUUGUAUUUAUUAUUUGUUUCCCUUUGUUGUUUUGUUGCUUCUGUCAGUAGUAGACCCAGCAGGAUUUCCUGCUUUUCUGCAGGAAAAAUUUGAGGUACAAAUCUUUAGCCCAAGAGCCUUUUUCAGGAAAUCCCAAUAGAAAUUAAUGUGAUUGUAAAAUGUGACUUCAGGUUAUUUGCUAUGACUUUGAGGCUGUGAUUCAGAGUUAUCUGUGUGGUAAGUCACCACAGAUCUGUAAAGUUUCUCCCUGUAUUUGAAUCCCAAAAUGUACCUUCAUUGGAUUACUGUUGAGUGAUUUUUAGCCCACUGUUCAUGAAAGACUCUGAAUUGCAGCCUGAAUGAUUUUUAAAUAUACAUAGGCAUUAGGGAUAUGUUUAACAUUGGGAAUGUAUCUGGUAUACCCAAAGAUAAACUCAGUUUAUGCUUUUCAUAUUUACAUUUUUAUUCAGUUGGUUUAUGCUCAGCUGAGGCUUUCCGGCAUCAACAUUUUGGUAGCAUUGACUCUGGUUUAGAGGGAAUUUUAUUAAAAGCUUUGAGUGCAUGUGUCUGCUUGUUUAUCUAUGGGUCCAUUGUGAUCAAGCAGCUGGUAGCCAAGUUGUGGUUGCAAAAUGAUGUGGUACAUUGUGUAAUGGAAAAACUGGAAUGUGCGCCUAUUUGUUAUCCUUUUUCAAACAUAUUUGUUUAUUUGCUGGUUUUAGAAUCUGUUUAUUAUGAGUCUUAAUUGGUACACUCUACCAAAACACAUUCAAAAUUCAAAGAGGGGAAGUGUCUUGAUUCAGGGACUAAUUGGUCUGUAUUCCACACAUUCACCAAAGCCAUGGUUUGCCUUUGUCACUCAAAUGAGGUAUGCAGCGAUCAGCAAUGUACGAUUUGUGUUUGUGUCGUUUUGUUGCUUUGCCUCUGUUGUGUCAGCGUUAAUAAGGAUGCUUUGGGAAUAAUUGUAUACACGUACCUCUUACAGCUGUUUCUAUCCGAAGCCUAUCACUGGCUGGUCAGUGACUGAGUGGAGUAUUCACACGUUACCACCAGCUCUCAGGUGUCAUACUUGACAAUGCACCACGUACAGAUACUAAGUAGUUUAUGCAUAGAUCAUAGAUGUAUGCUAACUAGCAUAAGCAUGACUAUGAAAUACUGUCAUUUGAGCUGCUGGAAAAGCAUUUGUGUAGCAUUUAAAACAUGCACAACCAGCUGUCUCAAGUGAUUGAACACUACACACACAAACCAGCAGUAUGCUUCAGUCUGACACCACACACUUACACUACCGUUUUAGUGUAAGUGUUAUGUAAUGUUAAAUACAAUAAACAGCGUUCCUUCUCCACAACCUUCCAUCCAGGUGUAUUUUAUUGCGUUUACAUGCAUACUCUUGUGAUUUGAUUUGAUUGAUUUUAAAUCUUAAGGUGUUAAAUGCAUAUUUCGCUGUAAGGGAUAUGUGUAUAAUGUGUGUCGUGAUGUGAAUCCUGAUCCUGUUAUCAAUUAGUGAAUUAAACAAACUUGCUACUAC
This is a messenger RNA of Anoplopoma fimbria (sablefish), 2681 nucleotides long. RefSeq names its product calcium channel flower domain containing 1 (gene cacfd1). Lineage: Eukaryota; Metazoa; Chordata; Actinopteri; Perciformes; Anoplopomatidae. Gene Ontology annotation, biological process: vesicle-mediated transport. The transcript has 5 exons. The coding region runs from base 386 to 895 and encodes 169 amino acids. The record is from RefSeq and is a predicted model, not a curated record. Gene Ontology annotation, cellular component: membrane.